AUGGGGUUGGUUCAUCCUUAUCCUGCUUUACCCAACUUAGAGACUUUGGCUCUUCGUAAUCUAUUUUGUUUGGAAGAAAUAUGCCAUGGCCCAAUUCCAAUUCAUUCUUUUACCAAACUAAAAUCUGUUGAAGUCAAAGGUUGCCACAAGUUGACAAAUCUGUUAUGGUAUUCCCUUGUCAGAGACCUUCCUCAACUUCUUGAAAUAAAAAUUUCUGAUUGCAGAAUGAUUAAGGAAGUAAUAGUUUUUCAAAUAUCUGAGGUUGAUAUUGAAAUCAAAAAAAUUAUGUUCCCCAAGUUGCGCUCUCUUGAACUUGAGCAUUUGCCAAGUCUUAUUAGUUUCUGUUCCAUACCAUUGACAGCUGAUACACAGUGCAUACCUGUGGCACUAAUUGAUCAAAAGGUUGAGAUGCCUCACCUUGAACUCUUGAAGCUGUGUAAUAUCAAAUCUAGGAAGUUGUGGGAUGACAAUCUUCCAGGUCAUUCUUUCAUUCAAAACUUGACGAGUUUGACAAUUGACAAAUGUGUUAGCAUAGUGUAUACAUUCUCGUCCUCGGUGGCUAGAGAUCUUUUAAACUUGAAGCAUCUUGGGAUUAGUAAUUGCCAAUGGCUGGAGGAGAUAUUUCUCUCAGAUGGAAAGUUGGGCACUGUCUCCAACUCGGUUGUAUUUCCAAACUUGGAGACAUUGGAAAUCUCCCACAUGGAACACUUGAAGUCAUUAUGGCACAAUGAACUAGCUCCAAAUUCCUUCUGCAAACUGAAGAAGUUGAAAAUUCGAUCCUGCAAUAAACUAUCAAAUGUAUUUCCAUCUUAUGUGCUUGAUAAAUUACAGAAUCUGGAGAAACUGACUGUAACUGAUUGUCCUGUGCUAGAAGUUGAAUUCGAAACACAAAGUCUGCAAGUAGAAGGUGGUAGACAAACGAGGCUGGAAAUGCAAUUGGGAACUCUCAUUUUGGAAAAUUUACCAAAGCUAAAACACAUAUGGAGUGGGAAUCCUAAUGAAAGCUUCAAGUUUCAAAACCUUUGCAUACUGAAAGUUAUGCAUUGCGAAAGCCUUAAUCAUGUUUUUCCCCUCUCUUUGGCUAAAGAGCUUCAGCAUCUCCAAGCGAUUUACAUUAGAGUAUGUGGUGUAGAAAGCAUUGUAGCACGAGAUGAAAUGGUUGACACAAGUCCAAAACCGAUACUGAUUUUCCCAGAAUUAAAAUCUCUGAGGUUUCGAAAUUUGACACAACUUCAAAACUUCUACCCUGGAUUACAUACCUUGGAUUUUCCUGUUUUAAGAGAUGUGGAUGUGUUUCAUUGUGACAAGCUCGUACUAUUCGAGCCAAUGUCUCUAAACUACCAAGACAAUGUCACAGUUGAUAUAAUACCGCUUCUCUCAAUUGAAAAGGUUGUCUCGAAUACAAGUAAGCUUAUUCUGAAUUGCAAGGAUGUCACCGUGUUAUGCAAUGGUCAACUUAAUGAUGAGCCUAUCUACACAGUAAAAGAUCUUAGCCUACGAUGUUUUCAUGAUGUGUCAGGCAAAUUUCUAUCUGGUUUCCUGCAAAGAUUCAUCAAUCUUGAAAAUCUUGAGGUGACAUGUAGUUCUUUCACAGAGGUUUUGUUGAGUGAAAGCUUUGGCAUUGGACAUUCUGAAACAACUAUCAAGUUGAGAAGACUAGAACUUCGGUUAUUACCAAACCUCAAGUUUAUAUGUAGAGAGGGGCAGCUGGUUCUUCAAAAUAUGGAAUAUUUGUAUGUAUAUGUAUGCUCUACACUGAAGAAUAUAUUUCCAUCCUCAGUGGUAUUUGAGAAUUUACAGAAGUUGAAGGUGUCCAAUUGUGCUGGAUUGGAAAAUAUUUUGAAAUCAUCAACAGCUACCAGUUUACCAAAACUUAGAAAAUUAUGCAUAUAUGGUUGUGAAAAGAUAGAAGAAAUAGUUGCAAGUGAUGAUGAGAAUGAUGCUUCUGAGCUAGCUUUUAUGAAGUUGGAGACUCAGUUGUUGAGAAAGUUACCAAGGCUAAGAAGUUUUUGCAAGGGAAGACAUGACUUUAAAUUUCCACUACUGAAUAGGUUAUGGGUAGUAGAUUGUCCCAUGAUGGAAACUUUCUCAAAUGGUGUGUUGAAUGUACCAAGACUCAGAAGAGUACAUGUACAUCAGCAAGACUGGAAUGAAUGGCAUUGGAAUGGUGACAUUAACACUACUAUAAGAAAAUAUGUAUCAAAAAAUGGUAAUGUGUAA
Messenger RNA from Trifolium pratense (red clover), 2220 nucleotides. RefSeq lists its product as uncharacterized. The coding region runs from base 1 to 2220 and encodes 739 amino acids. The transcript is spliced from 4 exons. Lineage: Eukaryota; Viridiplantae; Streptophyta; Magnoliopsida; Fabales; Fabaceae. The record is from RefSeq and is a predicted model, not a curated record.